GAGGCUCAGUCAGUCUGCUGGCACAGAGGGAGGCUGCAGCCACUUCUCCGUGUCUUCAUUCUCUACAGGUACAUCUCUCGCUGUCUAGCAGGGGGAAAAAAGUCACCCGGAUUUAGUUAAAGAGAAAAAAAAAGAAAAGAAAAAGAGAGACCCUUUCUUCACGUGCAUUUCUCCACCCGAUGUGAAAAAAGGAGCGCAGAUAAAAAGAGAAGAGAAAUGGGAGCGUUCAGGAUGCUGCUGGGGAGUUUACAUUACGUGGGACUCUACAUUCAACUUAGUAUCUGCACAAGGCAAGCUGGACACGGCGAGAUAGAGAACCACAUCUCUGGGAACGCCAUGUUCACAGAGGUGCCUCAUGAUAUGACGGCUCAGAGAGGGCAGGACGUGGAGAUGGCGUGCUCCUUCAGAGGGGCGGGGACACCCUCGUAUUCACUGGAGAUCCAGUGGUGGUACAUCAGGAACCAUGCGGACUGGACCGACAAACAGCCCUGGACAACCAAUGAAUUGGCUCCAGAGGAGGAAAUGCCAAAGGAUGCUACAAAGAUAAGUGUCGUGAAGGUCGUUGGAAGCAACAUCUCCCAUAAACUCCGCCUCUCCCGGGUCAAACCUUCUGACGAAGGCAUCUACGAAUGCCGCGUCAUCGACUUCAGUGACAUCGAAGGUGCUCGCCACCACCGCGUCAGAGCGUACCUGCAGGUGGUGCCAGAGAGCGAAGUCAUCGACAGCACCCACCAUGACAACUUUGAAGCCCUGGACGACACCAAGGAAGGUGUGCCAUUCAAAGAGGGAGACGGCAUGGAGUCUCACAGAGGCACCAAAGAGCACGCUCACGGCCAUCACCAGAACCAUGGGCACCACCAGGAGAACGGCAAGCGGCCUUCUUCGCCCACCCACCAUGGCCACAGCCACAGCGGAAGCGGUCAGCAGCACAAGGCGGGCAGAGAGCUGAGGAAGAGGGACGUGGACAGUAACCACAACAACAAUGACUGCAGCAAUGAGCCGAGCUGUGCACUGUAGAUGAUGGCUUGAUUACACCUGAGUGGUUGAUUUCACAAGGAUUCAAUAACUUGAUGUAUGUCACCGCAUAAAAAGCUAUUCUUCCCACACAGAGUACAAAUCAAAAAUACUUAGAAAUGUGCAGUAUGGCUUAUUCAACUGUGCUUGGAAAGUAGCUUUUUGUUGCUGUGCAUGGAUCUGGGUUUGGACUGCUCACUGUCUAUAAAGCCUGGCUUCACGACAUUCGGUAAAGGGGUGGCUGUUGUAGAUUUAAGGAGCUCCUCUGUUUCCGUUCUCAGCACCAAUGAAAAAGACUCUCGUCUUACUGUCAACCCAUGCUCCUCUGUACUUUAGAUACUGUAAAUGACACAGCCUUGCUAUCAUGCCCAUACUCCUUCCACUGCCUUACACUUUCAUUUGAUGCACCCUUCAGAAAAAAGGAGAGCAUUUUACCUUUUGUAAAUGGGUCCAUGCCCAGUCAAAGAAAAUUAUCCUUUUAUUCAGAUUGUGCACUGAAUGAAACUCAACUGUCAGCAAUUUUGUCCUUGAUCUCUUGUCCAGUCUGAUUCCUUAGCUUUCUACCAAAAGCACAAGCUUCAUUGCAUCCUUUUGUGUAUAAAUCGACAUGGAUACGGUGCAAAUCUGCAGACAACGAUAACUCAAUACGUAAUUCUGUGUUUACUCACAGGGAGAAAAAAAAACAGCUUUCUUCAGCACAAAUCUAUCAUGGAUAAGUAAAGCCUCAGUUCAUUUGAGUUGAAGUAAAUCCAGUAGAAAGUGUGGGCUUUUUUUUAAACACAUUUUAGCACAAUUCAAACAAAGCACAUCACAGCUUGUAAUUACCCCACAGUUCUUUUGAGCUUUUCACAGCCUCCCCCCCUCUUUGUGCUGCAGGUUCGAUCCAUUCAUGGUUGUUCAGGCUGAGAGAAAUCAAUCACGCUGUUCCAUUUGGACCGCCACCUGUUUGGAAAGCCAUGAAAACAUCAAAAUCUGUGGCACUAAAUUAAAAAUCUGAUUUGGUGUUCCUCUGAGUCAACUCUGUGGCCAUAAAUCAACUGAAGAAAUCCAUCCAUCUUGGAGCGUGUUACUUUUUGGGAAGAGCAGUGCUGUAUUUCUACCCAGGCUUUGCUCUCUUACUCUGAUGCUCAUCAAUCAUUUGAAAAGCCUCAAUCCUCUCCACUACAAGCCUCUAAUCCACUCUGUAAAUAUGACUGUAUUAUACGAAAUAAAGUGAGUGCAUGUUCAGUAAUUUUCUUAAAAACUUUUUUCAACCAACCAUAGACAAAGCCAGUGUGCUAGUUAAGGAUAUUUCUGUUAUUUGUUAGUUUCUGUUCAUUUAAAACACUGAAGUCCAUUCUGUUUUGAUUACCUUUUAUUCCACUUUUGAAUGUCCUGUCAAAUAGAGCUCUUGUUUUUCACUCGUUUUGUUGCUUUUACCGCUCUCCAGAAGUGCUGUACAGACAGAUGAAUGACACAUUCUCUUCAUAGCUGCUCAGAAAAGGGGUUUCCCUUAUGUAUCUUAGUAUCCAAUCAGUCUUUCUUAAACUACUGAACCGUAUGUGCAGGGCUGCUUACAUGAGCGUUACCAUGUUAUUAAUGAGCGAGAACGUGGGAAGCUUUUCAUGCAGUUUGGUACAAAGUUUGAAAGGCCAUUUUAAUCCUGCCAACUUUAUAACCCGAUGAUAAUGUCUUUGCUUUGAUGCUUGUUUGACAUGCUGGACAAUAUUCCACUCUGAAGUAAUCAGAAGGGACAAAGUACAUGUAGGUAGCACACUGUAUCGAGCCUUGAGCAGUGAGGGGAGAAGGAACAGCAAAAUGUUGAUGUUGAUGUAACACCGAACACGGCGGUCAUUUCGCCUAAAAUACAGCCUGUGUCUCAAGGCCAUGAGGGCUUUUACUUCCUCGCUGUGUUAUCCAUCAGAAGAACUACAGUGCUCCUGUGCUUCUUGACAGUCCCUGUAAACUAAAAAAGGAUGCUGCAGUGGAGGGAGGAGUGAUCAGUGGGGUUAGUUUUUUAUGUUUCAAUGAGUAACUUUGAUUUAAUGUUUUGUAAAGAAGAAAUCACUGGUUAAAAAAAAGAGGGAAAUGUACAUUUCUUCUAGAAUGUUUGGUCUCACACUAAGUGUAUGGCUUUAUCAAAUGAAAUAAAUUGUAUAUGAAA
Messenger RNA from Labrus mixtus (cuckoo wrasse), 3157 nucleotides. Its product is annotated as V-set and transmembrane domain-containing protein 2-like protein. The record is from RefSeq and is a predicted model, not a curated record. Bases 217 to 1017 code for a protein of 266 amino acids. Lineage: Eukaryota; Metazoa; Chordata; Actinopteri; Labriformes; Labridae. The transcript is spliced from 4 exons.